Messenger RNA from Helicoverpa armigera (cotton bollworm), 3498 nucleotides. Its product is annotated as mucin-2. The coding region runs from base 166 to 3429 and encodes 1087 amino acids. Gene Ontology annotation, molecular function: serine-type endopeptidase inhibitor activity; protein binding. The transcript is spliced from 11 exons. The record is from RefSeq and is a predicted model, not a curated record. NCBI's taxonomy places the organism in Eukaryota, Metazoa, Arthropoda, Insecta, Lepidoptera, Noctuidae.
CAGCACUAAAUCAUUGUGGCGUACGAGGCAGUUGAGAUGCGCGUGAGUUUAUAAACAAAACCGGUGUCCCCGAUUGGCCAGUGAGAAGCCGGCAACCGACACGGACGUUGUACUCGUAUUGAGCAAAGUUUAUUCCACUAAAGUUAUUAAUUGUUGACUCAAAAAAUGGAGAAACUGUGUGUAUUUUUCGUAAUCGCUCUCUUCGCCAAUGGUGCUCUAGGACAAGCAGCGCAGCCACAAGAAGGUGACGACGGCCUAGAUGAUAGGUACGGCUUCAACGGGCCAAACUGGUUCCCAGGUCAAUUCCCUCGUCCCAACAGGUUCCCGCCGUUCCCCAAUCAAAAUCAGUUCCCCAACCAGAACCAAUUCCCCAAUCAAAACCAAUUUCCCAAUCAAAAUCAGUUCCCUAACCAGAACCAGUUCCCUAACCAGAACCAGUUCCCUAACCAGAAUCAGUUCCCCAACCAGAACCAGAACAACCAGGGCCAACGUACAACGACUCCUACUCCUACAGGAACAACCACGAUGUCGCCCCAACAGCGCCAGUGCAUCAGUACGUGCCCAGUGACAGCUGAGUACAACCCUGUGUGCGGCACUGACAACGUCACGUACGGCAACCCUGGAAGACUGAACUGUGCUCAACUUUGUGGCGUCAACGUAUCCCUGCAAAGAACAUCGCCUUGCCCGACCCCUCCUCCCACCAUUGACGGCGUUGCCCAGUCAGCUUUGCUGGUAUUUUUGGGCAUUGUAGUUGUUCAGGGGUAUGGUCCAAAAAUAUCUCGCAAAUCCCAUGGAAGUUCACAUAGAUCAUCUCAUGGAUCUAAGCAACGUGGCUCCUCUCACGGCGGACCUCCUCAAAGGGGGAAGUCUCACUGGUCAUCUCAAAGAGGCUCCUCACACCACGGAUCGUCCCACCAUGGGUCCAACGACCACGGAUCGUCUAACCGAAAACGACCUUAUACGCAUCCUAAAGAUGUAGGAAAAGACCACCAAGCUGGCCACUGGGAAAAUUCACCCGUAUGGAUUGAUGACGAGGAUUCUUACGAGAAGAACCGCGAUGACAGUGGCAGUUACGAUAGUGACGACUACGAUAGCUCAGACUAUGAUAGUCGUGGCCGCGGUCGUGGUCGUGAUCGUGAUAGUUCCGGUCCUGACGACUCAGGUUGGGGCUCUAACGAUAGUGAUUAUACUCCCGGAAGUGGAAGUUCAGAAUAUUCUGGACCGUCCAGUGAAGAAGAUGGUAGUUUUUAUGACCACUUUCAUUCAAAAGUGCCCUGCAAACGUCCCCAUACCAAACCUCCAAGGGGAACAACGAUGAAACCUACACGCCGAACUACACCACAUCCUACAACUCCCCGGGGUACUCCUAAACCUUCGAAUAAUAAUUGGGGUGGUACUGAGUCUUGGGGUUCGCCUAAACCUGGACCUGGGAAUAAUAAUUGGGGCACUCCUAAACCUUCGGAUAAUAAUUGGGGUGGUACUGAGUCUUGGGGUUCGCAUAAGCCUGGACCUGGGAAUAAUAAUUGGGGCACUCCUAAACCUUCGGAUAAUAAUUGGGGUGGUACUGAGUCUUGGGGUUCCCAUAAGCCUGGACCUGGGAAUAAUAAUUGGGGCACUCCUAAACCUUCGAAUAAUAAUUGGGGUCUUCCUGAGCCUACUAAUAGUGAUAAUGAUUGGAGUACUCCUAAACCUUCGAAUAAUAAUUGGGGUGGUACUGAGUCUUGGGGUUCGCAUAAGCCUGGACCUGGGAAUAAUAAUUGGGGCACUACUCGACCUUCGAAUAAUAAUUGGGGUGGUACUGAUUCUUGGGGUACGCAUAAGCCUGGGCCUGGCCCUAGGCCUACUUCUAGACCUAAGCCCAAUACUUGGCCUACGCCUAGACCUACUCGCCGACCUGGACCGCAUCCUACAACUCCUAAUCCUGGACCACAACCUACAACUCCUUGGUCUACUCCUAAUCCUGGACCACAACCUACAACUCCUGGGUCUACUCCUAAUCCUGGACCACAACCUACAACUCCUGGGUCUACUCCUGGACCUGCCCCUAGGCCUACUAGAGGUACUGCAUCAACGGGAACAGAAUGGCACCCAAACACGCCUACAGAAGAGACCACCCAUUGGGAGACUACCACAUCUCUCCCUGAGACCACAACUGAAGGAGAAGAAGCAAUCACGACACUUUCACCAGAAAUAACGAACUGUAUAGCUUCUUGUGCUUCGACACCUGAAUACAACCCAGUCUGUGGUUCCAACGGUGUUACCUAUGACAAUGAAGGGAAGCUGUUUUGUGCUAACAGCUGUGGAGUGAGUGUUACAUUACGACGUCGAUCAGUCUGUCCGCCGCCUCCGUUCGAUGAAGGUGAUACUAAUGAUCAGACUGCUCCAACGACCCCACCGACUACGACCCUCACUCCACCAGUGGGUCGCACCACUUCUUUGACUAGCUUCCAACGUUGCAUGAGGAAUUGUCGUAUAACAGCAUCCUUCACUCCUGUAUGUGGUACCGACCUCGUUACUUACAUGAACAUGGACCGUUUGAAAUGCGCUCAAAGUUGUGGCGAAGUUGUCGAGGUGCUUUGCGAAAAGCCAUGUGCUGCUUGUGGCUACAGUCCCGUAGCUCCUAAAACAACAACUUUGGCGCCAACAACGAGCUCUUCAAACAUUGCCAGGACUACCGUCGAACCUAACGUACAGGAGUGUAUUGAUAGCUGUCUAACCACGCAGCAACAAGACCCCAUGUGUGGUUCAGAUGGCGUCACAUAUAAAAAUCCCUACCAUUUGAUUUGUGCUCAGAUGUGUGGAAUUGAGGUGAUAGUACGUCGUUUUGGUCCCUGCUCACCGACUACAGCGAUCACAACUACAACAACGACUACAACUACGACUACUGAAGCUUCUGUGACUUACUCACCGGCCGUGCUUAAAUGCAUACGAGGUUGCCCGGUCACGGCUGAAUAUAAUCCCGUCUGCGGCACAGAUACCCUCACGUAUGCCAACCAUGGAAACUUAGAGUGCGCUAAAUGGUGCGGUGUUGACGUAGAAUUAAAAUACAACACAAGAUGUAUCGACGAAUUCGAUCUUGAUGGGACUACGACCGUCUCGUCACAGACUACACCAGAUAUCAAUGGAAACAAAGAUGUCCUAACUACCACUGCAAAGAGUACUUCGCUGUAUACUUCGCCAACUACUACAGCACGAUCAACGACAACUAAAACAACUCCGAUUACAACAACAUUAUCAACAACAACAGCAGCUCCGAUUUCGUCAUCUACUCUAGGUUUUUCAAUACCGCAAGAUGUGUUAGACACUAUAUUCAAAUCGACGACAGCAGGUUUACCACUUACAACGACAACGAUAAAUCCUGACGCGGAUGAAGAUCUUGAUCUGGACGCCAGGUUUGGGAAACCAACGACAAGUGCUGAUGCCACAUAAACAGUCACAAGUAGUGGUCAUCAUGACAAAGUACAUUCCGCUAAUAAAUACAAAUUAGAUUAAUUGUUA